AAACCCUCCUCCCUCCCCGGCCAGCCGCGCCUCCGCAGCCACAGCUGAUGAUGUCCAAUGCUACGGAACUUAGCUAACAGCUAGCGGUGUAGCGACGUUUAAAUGUCUACGAAGGUGUUAGCUGGCCGUCGUGUGAAUGUGCUGUUUAUAGGGUUCAGCAAAGGUGUGUUGAGAAAUAUAGACGUGAAUGUUUAUGUGCCCCUGUGCUUCACCAGCUUUUAAGUACCGCGUGUAGCUCAAUGCUACUCACGUUAGCUUGCUUGUGUAGUUUGACAGUAGGAUCAGUGGAGAGUCCAGCUAACCGGGCUAACAGCUAGCUGGUUAGCUACAACACAGUUAGCUAGUUAGCUGUCUGUUUUGUUAACUAACUUUACUUUGGUCUGGCUCGACUAAGUGUAAAUGCUGCAGUUUUUCCAGUGGUAACGACCUAUGCCAGCCCUGGAUGAGAACUGGACCCGAGCCUUGGGCUGUAUAUGAUGUUCAGAACUUUUUUUCUUUCCAUCACCUGACCCCUCCCGGCCCAUUUACCCUCCAUUAUUACUCCCAAACCAAUCCCACAUCUCUGCUUGGCAACAGUAUGAUAGGUUCACGCUGACCCCACCCAGCCCUCUGGGACAAGAAUAUCCCAAAACCAAGCUCUCCAAAUGAUAUGAUAGUAGCCACCUGGAUCACUUUUUGUGCUUGCAGGAGCCUCGCAAGGGUUCUGCUCUUCCUUUCCUCCUCAAACUCCCUUACUCCAUUCAGGGAGACCCUUGCCAGUGUGGUCUACGGCACUGGAACCAUGGGUAAUAGCUGCGUAUGCCGGGAGGAUAGUGACUUGGAGGAUCAUCACCAUGGGACGUCGAGGGCAACCCGAGGACAGGCUAGGCGGGUGGAUCACGGUACAGGCGUAGGCGUUGAUGCUGGAGAGGUGCGGAGCAGUAGACCCAGGGACCCGGUCAGGCCACCGCGCCGAGGCAGAGGUCCCCAUGAGCCGAGACGGAAGAAGCAGAACGUGGAUGGCCUGGUGCUGGACACAUUGGCUGUCAUCAGGACACUGGUAGACAAUGACCAAGAGCCCCCUUACUCCAUGAUCACUUUGCACGAGAUGGCAGAGACAGAUGAUGGCUGGCUGGAGGUUGUCCAGUCUCUGAUUCGAGUGAUCCCAUUGGACGAUCCGCUUGGCCCUGCAGUGAUAACCCUUCUGUUGGAUGAGUGUCCCCUGCCCACCAAGGAUGCUCUCCAGAAACUGUCCGACAUGUUGAGUCUGAGUUCGGCUGUAGCACGACAGGACGCUCUAAUCCCUGCUAAACACAGAAACACAACAGCUGUCCUCGGAUGCCUGGCAGAGAAACUGGCUGGUCCGGCUAGUAUUGGAUUGUUGAGCCCUGGAACCCUUGAGUACCUUCUAGAGAGCCUGAGCUCUGAGGCCCACCCGACUGUCAUGCUGUUUGCUCUCAUCGCUUUGGAGAAGUUCUCCCAGACCAGUGAGAACAAACUGACAGUGUCUGAGUCUUGUAUCAGCAAUCGACUCGCUGUCCUGGAGUCGUGGGCAGAGCAGCCUGACUACCUGAAGAGGCAGGUCGGAUUCUGCUCUCAGUGGAGCCUCGACAACUUGUUCCUAAAGGAUGGUCGUCAGUUCACCUACGAGAAGGUCAACCUCGCCAAUAUCAACGCCAUGCUCAACAGCAAUGAUGUCAGCGAGUACCUCAAGAUCUCCCCUACUGGACUAGAGGCCCGAUGUGACGCCUCGUCCUUUGAGAGCGUGCGUUGCACAUUCUGCGUGGAUUCAGGCAUUUGGUACUACGAGGUGACGGUCGUUACAUCGGGCGUGAUGCAAAUCGGAUGGGCCACCAAGGACAGCAAGUUCCUCAACCAUGAGGGUUACGGGAUAGGAGACGAUGAAUAUUCAUGUGCGUAUGAUGGCUGCAGGCAGCUGAUCUGGUACAACGCUCGCAGUAAACCUCACUCUCACCCCUGCUGGAAGGAGGGAGAUGCCAUUGGCUUCCUGUUGGACCUCAGCAAGAAGCAGAUGAUCUUCUAUCUGAACGGACACCAGCUGCCGCCAGAGAAACAGGUCUUCUCCUCGGCCACGUCCGGUUUCUUUGCGGCAGCCAGCUUUAUGUCAUACCAGCAGUGCGAGUUUAACUUUGGGGCCAAGCCUUUCCGUCACCCACCCUCUGUCAAGUUCAGCACCUUCAAUGAUUUUGCUUCACUGCUGCCCAGUGAAAAGAUCAUCCUGCCCAGACACCGGCGUCUAGCCUUACUAAAGCAGGUUAGCAUCCGAGACAACUGCUGCACGCUGUGUUGUGACGUCAUGGCUGACACGGAGCUGCGGCCCUGUGGACAUGGUGGUAUGUGUAUGGAGUGUGCCUUACAGUUAGAGACGUGCCCCCUGUGCCGGCAGGACAUCCAGACCCGCGUCAGACUCAUUGCACAUGUCUCCUGACAAACCUCCUGCCCCUUCUCCAAUAAGGAGGGACGCACAAGCCCUACAGCCUCCUCCUCCUCUGAUCCCCUCUCACCCAGCAGGGCUGGAUCGGCGCCGCCACAAUGUUGUGAUGAUACCACAACUGUGACUUCUGGUCGGAGUAAGCGACGAUGGAGGGACGGAGAGAAGAAAAAGAGGAGAUGAGAGGAGGGGAAAUGUACCACAGCUGGGUCACCAGGAGCUUUCUCUCAUGUACCUACUUCACCUCUUUUGUAUCCUUCUGACAACUCGCUGCAGAAGCUGGGAAAGGAAUCGUCAACUUUCUACCAACAGUGUGUGUUUCAGACAAAGAGCAGAAGGGAGGAGCAGAAACAAUUUAACGAGAUUAAAGACGGAACCAACCUCUUAUCUGCAAGCCCCUGCCUAGAGUUAUUAGACAUCCUUUCUAUGAUAUGAGGAUCCCACUGCGCUUUCAGCCCAGAGGCUACUACUAUUUAAUCCCAUCAUCGUCAUGCACACGUCUGCAGAUCUGAAAGGGCUGGGUGGCAGAAAAGAGUACAGCCUGUAGUUCACUAUUAAACCCAAGGUACAGAUACAUUUGAGAUAGUCUCACUUUCAUGUUUUUGGGUAUAGAUAUGCGAAUGAUGGUGUUCUCGAGGUAGCAUUUUUAUUCUCAAGGUUAUACCAACACCUAUCCUUCGGUCAGCUUCACUGUCCGUACUGAUUGAUCGCCCACUGGUAGAGUUUGAAAAAAGACCUCAUUGGUUAAAAUAUCAGAUAUUGCUCUUGGUGUCAUAAAGCUUUAAAGUUGCCGAAUUAUUCCAAGAGUUUUCUGGUUCAGUUUACAAUGUAAAACUAAAUCCUGUGUUGGAUCAGAGUACGUUGAUGACAAAAUUAUUGUCUUAAAACGAGUAGAAAAAACUACUUGAAUCUGUAUUGGAAGUCAUUUUAAGCACGGCUGACCCUGCUGCUUUUUGUGCUUUAUUGUCUUUGCUCAGAUGUUAUUUCCUCCGUCUUUGUCAUGUCUGUGACAACCACAACAAAUAAAUACACAAAGUCUGGAAUUUAUAGAGAGUUAAUCUUUCAUUGAAAUCCAUCGGUUUUCUCUCCCAAUUAUAAGUGCUUAUGUUUAAGGACCCAGUGAGAGAGAAAUAUACAAUUACAUUUGGAAUUGCUUGAUUGAUGCUAACAAUUUGGCAAUGACUUGUAAUGCAGCUUCACCCUGAGUCAGGCUCAGUUGAGGGGCAGCAUAAGUAAAUAUGUCUUAAUUUGUUUGUAAUGACAAACGUGCGUCUGCAUUAAGGCGACUUUUUUCAAUCAUCAGAAUGCGAUUUAAUUUUGUAUUAUAAAUGAUGGUGAACGCUGAUGUAGAAACUUGACAGUGUUGUAUUAGCGGAUCAGUAAAUUGUUUAAAACAAAUGUGAAAUGUUUAAGUGAAUCGUUUUUCCUCAAUAUCAGUUUACUAAAUAUCCCAGGGUCAUUCUUAAGAUGUUGUCAUUCUGGGUCUGAUUUGGCAGUGAAAUACUUGAUGUGAAUUAGCAAAGAAAGUACACACAACGCAGUGACGUUACCUAAAGAGUGUGGGCUUCAGUACAGAAUGUUUUAUUUUAUUUAUGUUGUUACCAAUCACAGCAUAAAGAGUAAAUCUUUUGGAAGCGUGUCGUCCAAUAUAUCUAUCAGACUGAGUCAAAUGUGGUUGCCCUCUUUGUGCUUUAUAUAACAUGGCACAUCUCUGCUCUCGUUUAGCCAUUUCUCCAUCUUUGUCCCUGUCUUCAUAAACCUCAUGUUUUCUUUCUGUCCAUCUUUUACUUGAAGAAUCUCUGGGUUGACUGAAUGACAUUUGUAUUUUGGAAACGGGUGAUGAAAUAUGAGAGAUUGUGUUUCAAGAAAAACUAUUUGUACAAUUACAAAACUCAAUGACACUUCAAAUUAUCAUACUGAAUAAUUUAGGAUUUAUUUUGGUCAAAUUGUUUAUGAAAGAGUUACUUCUCCACCAAAUAGCAUGAACACAAUCUUUUAAAUCAUUCAGACUAUACUGGAAUGAUUUCUAAAGGGUAACCUGCAUCUCUCAGUAGGUCAAAAGACUGGUCUGGUCACUGUUUGCUAUCUUGUAUUUCCUGGAGCACCUUAUACUGUACAUGCAGGUGAGAGAAAUUAAACGUUGUCUCUACGGUUGGAGAUGAAGUUCAGGAUUGUAUAGAAUAAGUUGUGGGUUGUAUUUAAAACAUCUAAAAUGGAAUUUUGCCCCAGAGUUCCCAAAGAUGUGACUGAAAAAUUGUUGUUUCCUGGAUUGUUAUUUGUAAUAAAUGUAUGUUCAUGUGA
Molecule: messenger RNA, 4732 nt
Organism: Cottoperca gobio
Lineage: Eukaryota; Metazoa; Chordata; Actinopteri; Perciformes; Bovichtidae
Gene: rspry1
Product: ring finger and SPRY domain containing 1
Exons: 15
Coding region: 650-2428 (592 amino acids)
Cellular component (GO): cytoplasm
Molecular function (GO): protein binding; ubiquitin-protein transferase activity
Source: RefSeq, a predicted model, not a curated record